CUUCUGACAACAUUAACCUAAUAUUAAAAACGUAAAUAUUAUUUUAACAUGAAUCGACGUUCUGAAAAAGUGAAAAAGAUAAGAUAUUGGGCUGCAUGUGUUGUCCAAGAAAAUGGCACAGAGUGGAAAACCAUUGUGCCCUGCCCAUGGGUUGAUACUUUAAAUCAGCAAAUCUUCUGUCCACUAAAUGAAUCUAAGUCUUUAGAUUUCUAUUUUAAACAACAUGAAUCGCCUGAGCUUACUUGGGUGACAUACCCAAUAGUGGAGUUUUUGCUUCACCAAGGCACUCGCGAGGAAGCACAGGAGUUGGUUGAUUUUGCAACUACAGCUGAGGAUGUUUCAUCUUCUGAUGAUGGCAACGGUUCAUCUAUGCAAAAAAUUAAGUAUACUAAUUCAAAGCAAGACAAAGAUAAAAAAGCAGCACACCCACACACCACACACCCUGCUUUAAUUGUAUCACCAUCUUCUGGUGGAACUAACAGAGAAGAGCUUUUAGAAACCUCUCCUCUUUCAUGCUCUGCUAGCAAAAGUAGAUCAUCUCGUAAAACAUCCUUAAUUACUUUUGCUGAUGGUGGAGCCGGAUUCAAGGAGAUGACAAAUAAACAGUUUCAGUAUGUUAUGUUAAUGAAAAUGGAACAAUUAGAGGAUAACCAAAUCCAGAUUACAAAUUCAUUAGCAUCUCUAGUUGAUGGUGGUAAUGGUGAUGCAAGUGUUGUAGUGGAAGACAUGCAACCUAUGCUAUCAAUUGAAGAGUUCGACAUAGAGGAAAUAAAACUUCAAAAUAAAACAUACCGAGAUAAAAAGAAAAUAGCUAUAAAGACACUAGGAGGUAAGGAUUUGCGAGCAUCUGUAAGGCUUGCAUUAGAUGCUUUGAUGGCUCGUGACGUCCAAAACCUAUUUAGCAAGGAUGGAGUAUCCGGGAAAAAAGCAUUUUCAAAGACAAUGCAUUAUCGUUGCUUGCUCGGAGCGUUUCUGGAUCCUACAAAAAAAUUUACAAAGGAUAUAAUUGAUUUUAAUGUUGGAGACUUGCUCAAAAGAGCGAAGAUUCGAAAUAAAGCUGACAGUUUUAACAAAGAGAAUAAACAACCUAAUAAUUAAUGUUAUUUUGUUUUAAGAUAACUUAUUUUUGCAAAUAAAUAUUAAUAUAAUAUUAUGUUUUUGUUGUUUUUUUUGCACUGAGAGAAUUUUAAUUAGUUAUUAUCUAGCAUUAUUAAUGGAAAUUCGGUCAUAAACAGCAGAUUGCAAACAACUUAAUUUGAAAAAAAAAUCUAAAAUAAUGGACUUUUAUAGCACUAUUAUAUACUGUAGCGGGUAUUGGAUUU
Hydra vulgaris (swiftwater hydra) is the source of this 1322-nucleotide messenger RNA. The record is from RefSeq and is a predicted model, not a curated record. Lineage: Eukaryota; Metazoa; Cnidaria; Hydrozoa; Anthoathecata; Hydridae.